CCCCUACCCCCCACCCCCCACCCACAUUUGAGGACCCAUUUCUUGUUUCUCUCUCUAGACCCAGUAAUGGCAUCUUUUCCUCAAGAUCACUUCCAACAAUUUCUUCAGCAGCAACCACCCUCACAGCCACAGCAAUCUAAACCCUUCAGAGAUGUGUAUAACAGCAACAUGGAGGGUCAGAUUUCACAGCAAGUGGCCUACUUCAAUACCCCUAAUCUUCUCGAUCAUCACCCUCCUUACAUCCCUCCUUUUCAAGUGGCCGGGUUGGCACCGGGCCCGUCUCACGAAGAAAACGGGCCGGAUUUGCAGUGGAAUUUCGGGCUAGGGUUGAAGAAAGAGAGGCCUACGGAGCAAGUUUUUCUGGAGAACAAUUUUAACAACAAUAAUAAAAGCAAUAAUAACUCUCAGAUAUCGUCUGUGGAUUUAUUUCAGGCCCGAUCAGUUUCUACUGGUUUGGGCCUUUCGUUGGAAAAUCCCCGGUUGACUUCUUCCGGCGACUCGGCUCUCAUUGGGCUGUUCGGAGAUGCUCUUGAUCGGGAAUUGCAAAGGCAGGACGCCGAAAUCGAUAGAUAUAUUAAGCUCCAGGGCAAUCGUCUACGACAAGCCAUACUCGAAAAAUUCCAAGCAACACAGCUCCAGACAAUCUCGUACGUAGAAGAAAAAGUCCAACAGAAACUGCGCGAGAAAGAGGCCGAGGUGGAAGACAUCAACAAGAAGAACUCCGAGCUAGAGCUGCGAAUGGAACAGCUGGCGCUCGAGGCGAACGCGUGGCAGCAAAGGGCAAAAUACAACGAGAGCAUGAUCAACACGCUCAAGAUAAACCUACAGCAGGUCUACGCGCAGAGCAGGGAUAGCAAAGAAGGGCACGGCGACAGCGAGGUGGACGAUACCGCGUCCUGCUGUGACGGACGACCCUCCGUGAAUGACGUGGCGGCGAUGCUGACGUGUAGGGUUUGUAGGGUGAAGGAGGUGAGCAUGCUUUUGUUGCCUUGUAAGCAUCUCUGCCUGUGUAAAGAUUGCGAGAGUAAGUUGAGUCUUUGUCCCUUGUGUCAGUCAUCUAAGUAUAUUGGCAUGGAGGUUUAUAUGUGAAUCUAACGUAACUUCGGUUUUUUUUUUUUUUUUUUUUUUUUUUUUAAUCCACGUACGUGCAUUUGGUUAUCAUAUAUGAUGAACCGCUUCGUCUGUAUGUAUGUAUGUAAUAUGGUUUCUAAACAACAAUGUGUACAAGUUUGCUUCACUACUAACUUGUUAGUUCUUGGAUGUCA
Erythranthe guttata (spotted monkey flower) is the source of this 1265-nucleotide messenger RNA. It is a transcript of the gene SBP1, whose product is annotated as S-ribonuclease binding protein 1. Gene Ontology annotation, molecular function: ubiquitin-protein transferase activity. The record is from RefSeq and is a predicted model, not a curated record. NCBI's taxonomy places the organism in Eukaryota, Viridiplantae, Streptophyta, Magnoliopsida, Lamiales, Phrymaceae.